This is a messenger RNA of Eimeria acervulina, 1830 nucleotides long. RefSeq lists its product as hypothetical. Lineage: Eukaryota; Apicomplexa; Conoidasida; Eucoccidiorida; Eimeriidae. The coding region runs from base 1 to 1830 and encodes 609 amino acids. The transcript has a single exon. The record is from RefSeq and is a predicted model, not a curated record.
AUGGCGCAGAUGUACCAUCAAGCAGAUGCGGACCUGCAAAAAUCAUCAGCGAUUUUAUAUUCCCAGAACCCAACCACUAUCUUGCCACCUCACUUACGCCAGCUUACAGUUAGGCGUGGACGCAAGGUGCUUCAGCGAGGACCACAUCGCGGAAAGUUUCUGGUUCGGGCUGUGGUGUGCAUUGUUUCACUGGUGACGCUUGUGGCUUUGUUGGCUGUGUGCCGGAGUAUCCAACGGAGGUUGAAUCCUGGUGCGGCAACACCCCGCAACCUUGCGGGUGCGGAGGAGGAUCAGGGGCGAUCCGGCAUUUUGGAGCAGUGCCUGGAUUUGGAGGCGGACCAUGGCAUUUGGGGAGCUGGUUUCGAGGAAGGUGGGGACGCGACAGAAGCAAAGGCUAGGCUGGCAGACUUCCUGCAAAAAUCUGCGGAUGCUUUUGAACAGGUGCAGAUUUUCGUUUCACAGGGGUUCAAAGGUGACAGUCAUUCCCCCGCCUUUCGGCUAGAUGAGUCAUGGCAGCCCACCUCGCACCCAAGUGUGUUUGCUGGCGGAUUUGGAUCAGACAGUAGUGGUGUGGCGGCGGGCAGUGGGCUCGACGCUUUAAGUGCAGCUGCCUGGCUGACGAAUGGUCUUGGGUCAGUUUUGGGGGAAGGCGGGCAGCAAGAGCACGCCGCAGGAGCGAGCGGAAUGCGAGGACAUCAAUGGGAAGUAUCAGCAUCUGUAGGAAGUUUGUCGGCGUUUGAUGAAGGAGAGGUAGCUGCAGGGCCGGGUGCCUUUUUGUCAGUUGGCAGCACAGCCAGCAGUGAAUACGCGCAGAAUCCUCUGGGUUGGGUCAACCCCAUUUCAGAAAAGAGGUAUCCAGAGGCCGGUCAGCGCAGGGUAGGGGAGACUGUAUUGCAAAUGCAAACGGCAGAUGCCGAUGCAACUGGACUCGCUAUACCUAAUGUGGGUUCUUCUGGAAAUGACAGGUUUGCAGGUAUAGUCGGUCAGAGCGACUCCCAUGCAGGCUUGAGCCAUUACAGUUCACUGCAGGUAUUGCAAAUGGGAACAGUUCAACAACCUGAGCACCAGGGACAAGCCUCUGACGGUACUUUGGAUGCGUUGGGGGAAUCCGAGGCUAGUAGAGGUGAACGCGGAACCAGCAGCGAAGACGGGGAAAUGUGUGAGGUUAGGGACAUUGAUCAGCAUCCUUUUGUACGGCUGCCAGUGGUAGAUCGGAGGAAUAUUUGCACAAGGUUCUGCGUGCAGCGUGCACUAUUUAUCGAUCUAAAUGUUCUCGGUCCAAUGGACUCAUACAUGACAUUGCGCAGCUUAUUUGCUAAGGCUUCGCUGACGGCUGAAGAUGUGGACGCACUCAUGAACAGUGCCGAAAGGUUGGUAAACUAUGCAGUGUUCAAGCUGAAACAGCAAUGUGAGCGAACUACAUCUAGCUAUGUUGCCAAGAAACUAGCAUCUCUGUUUAUGGUAUUUGACGCCUUGGUGAGCGUAACUGAGCUCCUGGGGGAGAGUAUGAAUAUUAGGCUGUGGUGGCGUAAGUUUGUGGACAUGUUCCCGACGGACCAUUUCCGUGCACCAGGAGCGAGAUUGAGAAAAACAAGAGCGCUGAACAUGCUGAUCAAUCGACUGAGCAGUGCAUUGUCAGCAUAUAAGUCAGGAAAACGCCCGCCACUCCGCGAGAUAAUUUCCCUCAAAAAAGAGAUAUUAACCAGUCUGACUAAAGAUUGCCAGUUUACGAACCCGCUAUGGAGUUUAUGGUUGAAGGAUGAUGAAGACUUCACAUGUUCUAGCAGUAAUUCAAAAAGUCCUUCCGACGCAAAAAGCCACGGCCAGUGA